Molecule: messenger RNA, 5709 nt
Organism: Taeniopygia guttata (zebra finch)
Lineage: Eukaryota; Metazoa; Chordata; Aves; Passeriformes; Estrildidae
Gene: WASF2
Product: WASP family member 2
Biological process (GO): actin cytoskeleton organization; positive regulation of Arp2/3 complex-mediated actin nucleation
Cellular component (GO): cytoskeleton; lamellipodium; SCAR complex
Molecular function (GO): Arp2/3 complex binding; actin binding; protein kinase A regulatory subunit binding
Source: RefSeq, a predicted model, not a curated record
CCCGGCGGGGCAGGGAGGGGGAGCCCUGGAAUGGCGGACGGGCGGGCCGGCCCGCCCUGCUGGUAGUGAGAGCCGGGGCGCGGAGGGGACAGCCGCGGAUAGGAACAGUGCCUGAAGCAGGUCCACCAUGCCGUUAGUAACGAGGAACAUUGAGCCAAGGCACCUGUGCCGUCAGACGUUGCCUAGCGUUCCGAGCGAGCUGGAAUGCGUGACCAACAUCACCCUGGCAAAUGUCAUUCGACAGCUGGGCAGCCUGAGUAAAUCUGCAGAAGACAUAUUUGGAGAGUUGUUUACUCAAGCCAACACCUUUGCCUCUCGGGUGAGCAUUCUCGUCGAGAGAGUUGACCGCCUGCAAGUCAAAGUCACUCAGCUGGAUCCCAAAGAGGAGGAAGUCUCCUUGCAAGGCAUUAACACCAGGAAGGCCUUCAAAAGCUCCACCACUCAGGACCAGAAGCUUUUUGACAGAGAUUCUCUCCCUGUACCUGUCCUCGAAACCUACAGGACCUGCAAUACCCCUCCACCUCUCAACAUCCUCUCACCUUACAGGGAUGAUGGCAAAGAGGCACUUAAAUUCUACACAGAUCCUUCAUAUUUCUUCGACCUUUGGAAGGAGAAAAUGCUUCAGGACACCAAGGAUAUCAUGAAGGAAAAGCGGAAACAUAGGAAAGAGAAAAAGGAGAAUCCGAACCGAGGAAAUGUGAAUCCGCGGAAAAUCAAAACCCGGAAAGAGGAGUGGGAGAAGCUGAAAAUGGGACAAGAAUUUGUCGAGUCAAAGGACAAGCAUGGUCCUGCUGGGUACCCCUCCAACAUGGUGUAUCAGAACGGCAGCAUCGGCUCCAACGAGAGCAUGGACGGGAACUGCUACCCGCCACCGCCACAGACUGACUCUAUUGUGCCACCACCUCCCUCGUUCCCAGAUGACAGCCUGCCUCCACCCCCGGUGGAAUUUAGCUAUCCUGUAGACAACCAAAGAGGUUCUGGUUCUGGAGGGCCCAAACGAUCCAGCCUGGUUAGCCCGAGCCACCCACCACCAGCUCCUCCGAUCGGAUCGCCCUCUGCAGCCAGGCCGGGCUUUGCUCCCCCUCCAGCUCCUCCUCCACCACCACCACUGAUGGAAAACGCCCCCCCUCCGCCACCUCCCAUGGGCUUCCCCUCCCCGGGAGCCCUCCCGCCACCCUCGCCCCCCUCUUUCCCCCCUCACCCUGAGUUUGCUGCCCCUCCGCCGCCCCCACCUCCCCCAGCACUCGACUAUUCCAGCGUGGUGCCAGCUCCGCUGUCGCAGCCGGGCACUGGGAUUGCGCCGCCCCCGCCGCCGCCCCCGCCCCCUCCAGGCCCACCCCCGCUGGCUUCCAGCGGCAUGGAUGGCCCCCCGCCCCCCCCUCCGCCCUCCGACACCCCCACAUCCAAGCCCAAGUCAUCCUUGCCUGCGGUGAGCGAUGCCAGGAGUGAUCUGCUUUCGGCUAUCCGGCAAGGCUUCCAGCUGCGCAAGGUGGAGGAGCAGCGGGAGCAGGAGAAGCGGGAUGUUGUGGGCAACGACGUGGCCACCAUCCUGUCCCGCCGCAUCGCGGUGGAAUACAGCGACUCCGAGGACGACUCCUCCGAGUUCGAUGAGGACGAAUGGUCGGAUUAGCCACGCUCCCACCCCCUCCUUCCCUUCUCUUCUGGGUGCGCUUCUCACAGAAUCAGGUGGCCAAACCUCGCACCACAUCCUUUUCAUCCUGUAACCAAAGAUGUGCCAAGGGUUUUCAGACAACCAGCAGCAUAUCUCCCCUCUCCCUCCCCCUGCAGCUUUGGCAGGACUGCGUGCUCUGCCUUUCCAAAAGGUCUCCUCACGGACACCGAGGAUGCGGCGCUGGGAUUUAGCUGGAGGGGGUGUAACGGUUGCUUAUUUAAAAGAGAGCUAAACCUCCAGAUUUUUGAUGCCACCAGGCAGAGCACAUAUAAACCCUCCAUCCUGAGGGAUUUUUAAAGUAAAGAUGGAUGAUCCUGUUGUGGCCAUGUGGCCUUUUGGAUGAAGGACAUUUUCAGCUGGUUUUCUCAGUGCAACAGCAGACAGUUGAUCUGAUGGCUCUUCCUUGCCAGUGAAUACUGGUAGUGCUGCAAGAAAAUGGGCUUUAAAUGUCAGUUCUCUGCUGCAUCCCACUGUCAAAUAAUCAGGUUUUUGGCAAUAGUGCACAAUUCUUUCCCCCGACCCCUGAGUAUUAAUUCCAGAUCACCCUGUGUGGGGUGCACUUCCCAGCUCCAAGGCUGCUGAGUGCCUUGGGUGCAGUGUAAGGAGGGACUUUUUUUAUUUUACAAGCUGCCUUUACCUUCCUCAAAUCUCCUGGACUGCUUUGCCAAGAGGAGACUUGCACAGAGGGAUGUAAAACUGGGGCAGGAUGCUUGCUCAGCUUCCCACUCUUGGGAAAGCAGAGCCACUGCCCCACUGUGACACACCCGUGGUCAGCUCUGAGCAGUGGCCAGACCUCCCCAGGCUGAUUUUCUCCAAUUCAUGCUGAGAUUGUGUUUUAAAAUUCCAAAUCCAGUGCCUAAGCCUGGUAGAUGGGGUGGGGAGGAGUUCUCUGAACACCAGGCACUGUGGUGGUCUUUGGCCUGCCAGGGCAGUUUGAGAGGUGCUUUUUUUAGUGUACUUUUAACACAGGGACUUAAAUGCUGGUAUUGCCUUUGCUUCUUCUCCUUUCCCCCUAGGGAGGGGAGUUUGUGUGCCUAAAAACAUGGUGUGUGUGAACUGAGUUGCCCAUCAGUUACAUCAGACCUAACCUACCCUGAUUUUGUUAUUAUAAUUCAUUAGUUAAUUUUAAGAGAACGGUUUUUUUCUCCUCACUAACCCUGUGAAUUAAUUCCCAGGCUGCUCACUAUAGAUCCAGUACUGGCAGGGGAAAACGGGGAAUUUGAACUAGCUGACCUCGGUUUUAUUGCUGUUUUAUGUUACCUUACAUAGAAUAUGAGCGUAUCUUGGAAAUCUAACCCAGAUACCCCUAUGUGUAUUUUAACUUGGACAUGACUCAGUAAGGGUCAUGCAAAAAGCAAUUCCAAAGCCUUUUUGAGGUUAUGGGUCCAGCGGUUGUGGGAUGUGUGUCCCACUAAGACCAACUCUCCCAGCUUUUUGCCUUUCCUAAAGUAUUUCACCAGACUGUGCCUGUCUCUCUUCCCUGCCUCGCCUCCUUUCAUGCUGUUGCUGAUACCUGGAACGCUGGGCCCUGCCCAAGGCUGGCUGGAAAUUCUGCUUGGGAGUUGAUGGAUGGCUUCAGCUUGUGCCAUCGAGUUCUUGCUGAUUCCUUGUGCACGUGUGUUAAUCUUGGCCGGGGCUGGGGUGGCCUGGAGGAUGGGCUCAGGGGUGCAGAUCGGGCUGGGACCCCUCGAGGCCCCGGGGAUUCUGCUGCUCUUUCCCAGAGCAUCCUCCUCCGGCUGCUCUGAGAGACAAGUUCCCAGGAAAAACAGCCCCUGAGCUAACCCGGGCUGACAGCAGGAUCACACAGGGAAGCGAGGAGCCCGCAAAUGCCAAACCUGGCUACAUUUGAGAUUGCAUUAACUCGACUUAGCCCUUGUUGGGAAAGGGGGAGCGAGUCUUCCUGUCACCUGAAAUACUGAGAAGUGCCAUAUCCCCUGAGCCCCGAUGGAUGGUGUGUCAGGCAGGGCCGAGCCUGGGGACUGGGGACAGGUCCCUCACGCUGCCUAUUGCACAAGGAUGCUGCUGUGUGGGCAGGCUGCGGGUGGAGGUGGCUCCUCCGGCCUCCAGGCAGCGGGAGGGACGCUGCCUUGUCCCUGCAAGCCUGCUGGAAACACCCUCUGCUCCCAGAUCCCAUCCCAAGGCAGGCAUCAAAACAGCAGGAUCCUAAACAGAAGGGUUGUGGACAGGUAGGGGAGGUUGGUUGUUGGAGUGUUUUUUUAAAUGUCCUUUGAUUCCUGCUUUUUUUUUUUUUUUACUAAAUAUUUGAUUGCCUUAUCCUGUGUGGGGAUCCCUGAGAAACAGCUGCUCUACAGAGGGACCAUCUCUGAGUAUCCUUGCAAAAUCACAGAGCUCUGGGCCACCAAGUGAGCUCAAUGUUUUUGAAAGCAGCAGGGGAGGAGGAGAGGUGCCAAAACCAACCUUUGCAAGACAGAGCAGCUGUGCUGGAAGUGCAGGGCUGCCCUACCACCUUUGCCCUCAUGCUGGGGGCUCUCACUCCUUCCUCCCCUUCCAUGGGGGGCUGGGGGAAACCUCAGGCAUUUCCCAAAGCCCAGGGCUCGAGCUGUGCUCCCCACGAGCUGUGCUCCCACGAGCAGCCUCCCGCUCCCCCUCGCAGCCUUUUCGUCCAUCCCGGGAACCGCUGGCUCGGGGCUGCAGGUCCGGGCAGGCACGGCCGCCUUCCCUUCCCUUCCCUUCCCUUCCCUUCCCUUCCCUUCCCUUCCCUUCCCUUCCCUUCCCUUCCCUUCCCUUCCCUUCCCUUCCCUUCCCUUCCCUUCCCUUCCCUUCCCUUCCCUUCCCUUCCCUUCCCUUCCCUUCCCUUCCCUUCCCUUCCCUUCCCUUCCCUUCCCUUCCCUUCCCUUCCCUUCCCUUCCCUUCCCUUCCCUUCCCUUCCCUUCCCUUCCCUCUCCCCGCCGCCCCUUCCCCUCGCCGGGAAAGCUUGGUCCCGGUGCCCGGGCUCAGCCCGGAGCCGCAGCCGGUGACCUUCACUGCUUCUCCUCUCCUUAUCAGAGCCAGAGCGCCGGGCCAGAGCCGGGCGGGGGCUCCCGGAGCUCCCAGAUGGCUGAGGAAUGGUGCAGAGUGUCAUUUCAGGGAAAGGGUAGAUUGGAUUUUUUUUUUUUUUUUUCAGAACGUGAACUUAUUUAACGUGUUUCUUUUGGAAGUCCCUGCCCUGGCGGGGCUCUGGGAUGGAGCUGCCUGGCAGGGCAGAUGCAGCUGCCCCGGGUCAGGUUUCACUGCUGUUGGAUUUCGGGGGUGCUUUCUUCUCUUCCUUUCUAAACAAAGCCUUGAAGUGGAAGUGGAUCCGAUGUUUUUAUUACUGUAUUAACAUUCAUUUUAAUUCACUUCAGAAACUAACCCAUUUUUCUUCCUGAUUAGAAUGUCAUAGAAUUAGACAAGCUGUAACCCCUCCUGAAGUGCCUUAUUUUCCUACACGAUAUAAAUAUAUUUAUAAGAGUAAUUAUUCCACUUAUAUCUUAGGGGUUUAUUGCUGAGCGGGAGAUAAGGUGGGAGUGGAGGGAUGGGGAGUGCCCUCCACGGACCCAGCCAGGCUGGAGGUCGGAAGGGCGACGUUUGAUGGAUACUCUCAGGGUGCAGGGGGUUCCUCACUUCAGACCAAAGGAGUUUCAGCAGUGAAACUCUGCUUAGAAAGAAGAAAAAAGGAUGAAAAACCCCAAACAUGUGAGCAAAAUACUGUAGAUUUGUCAGGUGUUUUUUUUUUUACCCCUGCAAAACAAACACUGAUGGCCGGACUGUGCAGGGAGGCAGUGGGUGCGGGGGUCAGAGCCCACCCUGGUCCAUCCUUGCACAUCCCAGUGCAGACUCCCUGCCUUCUGGAUUCCCAUGGAAUGUCUGUGCUUUCCCCUGUCGCUUGCUGUAUAAGCCAGAUUUCCUGCUGCUUUGUUUUGUUGUUUUUAAUAAUCAGCUCAGUAACCCCUGGAUGAAGAUCCCAACUGCAAAUAUUUUGUAAUGUACGUGUAUAAAAAAAAAAAGUAAUAAUUUUUUUGAUUCUUUUUAAAAACUUGAUAAAAUCUUUCUAUCCA